Molecule: messenger RNA, 1112 nt
Organism: Sinocyclocheilus grahami
Lineage: Eukaryota; Metazoa; Chordata; Actinopteri; Cypriniformes; Cyprinidae
Product: alanine aminotransferase 2-like
Exons: 3
Coding region: 686-1042 (118 amino acids)
Molecular function (GO): transaminase activity
Source: RefSeq, a predicted model, not a curated record
UGGAGGUAAGAUGAAAAAAAUUGCCAUCUAAACUUUUCUUAUGAAUAUUCAGAUACAUUCAUGUAAAUCUCAUCCCCAAUUUACUAUUUAGGAUUUUCUUCCAAUAUUUUGCACGUCCUCUGUGCGUUUAGCGUCUCUGGCCUCUGUUAACGGUAAUGGCAGCCUUCGUGAUAAUACUAUCGCAUUUAGCCAUAUUUAUUUCGAUUUAUCGUGCAGCCAUAAUAAAAAAGAUUAUUAUAUAACGUUAUAUAUAUAAAAAAUAAUCUAUUGAGCGCACAUAUGGAUGCACUGCCCCCCUAGCAUUUGCCAACUCCGCCUAUAGUGAUUUGGAGUACUGCCCCAAAUUUGCUAUGGUUAAAAGGCGUCCUUGGCUUUAUCUAUGUGCCAGAUUUGAUAACUUUCCCAAAAGUUCUAUGGGCUACCAUAGAAUCAAGAGCGGAUGAAGAAGAAGAAGAAAACUAAUGGAUACAAGAGGUGCCAUCGCACACGUGUCAAUUUGUCUCCUCCAAGAAAGAAGAAAGAAGAAAGAAGAAGAAGAAGAAGAAGAAGAAGAAGAAGAAGGGGGGAAACAGAGGAUGUGCAUGCAUAUGACGUUCUUGAUUGCCGUAUUAUUUGAGUAUUGCACGUCUGUUCUGUUAUCACCAGGUUUUUCACCAGAAAUUCUCUGAAAAGGAAUACACGGAGAAUGACUGAGAACGGCUGUGAAUACCGUGACAGGGUGCUGACGAUGGACACGAUGAACCCGAACGUUAAACGCGUGGAAUACGCUGUACGGGGUCCCAUAGUCCAGAGGGCAGUUCAGAUCGAAAGAGAACUCAAGAUGGGAAUAAAGAAGCCGUUCACAGAGGUCAUUAAAGCCAACAUCGGUGACUGCCAUGCUAUGGGCCAGAAACCCAUCACCUUCUUCAGACAGGUCUUGGCAUUGUGCUCUUAUCCAGAUCUUCUUGAAGACAGCAAAUUUCCAGAAGAUGCCAAAAGUAGAGCUCGCCGCAUUCUCCAAGCGUGUGGUGGAGGAAGUCUCGGUACAGGAAAAUCUUUUUAGUUAUAUUGAAUUAGAUACUUCAAGAAAACAUGAAAUCAAAAUGAGCAUCUAUCUACUUAACUGUUGCCGA